UUUGAUGGUGUCGGAAGAAACCAGCAGAGUUGAGAUGUUAGGUUGAAUCCUUCGGCGAUAUUCCAGAAACCCUAACUGUGUCUGAUUUUCCCCCCAUCGUUUGUUGCAGCAGGAUUUAGCUUAUCCAUCCAGGGAUCCUUCGUGGUGCAUGAUUCCGUGUGCGGCAUCUUCCAUAGAAAUUCGUCACUCGCCGACUCCUCGUGAAGCCCAUGAAUGCGGAAUUCGAUGAAUGUGUAUCCUUCGGGGAAAGGAAACCCAGAAAGGGGCUCAGAGUCAAGGCGUUUCUAGAAUCUCGCUGCCUCUCAAUGCCACAGAAAUUCUGUUGCUUCACCACCUCGCAGCUCCGUUUACAGCUGCUAACUAUCGUUGCUUCGACAGUUUCUGAAACGAUUGCACUUGGGGUGAUGCUCACCUGCAACCUGCGAAAUCACCACUUACCUGGAGAUUAUUGAGGCAGCGAAUUGGGUGCGAAAGCGUCGUAGAAAUUCCCUGGAAGGUUGAUGCAGAGUUGCUGCUUUCAAUUAGAUAUGGUGUGCUGCCUCUGAAAGCCAGGUUCCCCGCCAUGGCAAUACUUCACUCGCGUCACACAUUUUUGUCAGUCCUAAACCCUGGCCACAACCUCCGACAAAGCUCAUCGUGUCUAAGAAGAAAUAUACUCCAGGCAUUCGAGCCAAAUUUUUCUAAAGGCGCAACGUCGGCAUUGGUGGUUUGCAACGCUGAAAGCCCCUUUGGAGUGGCGGACCUGAAGCAGUCUGAGCGAAGCUCCUUCGUUUCUCGUUGUGAUGGGCUUGCUCUAAAUCAUGGAAGGGUGAUUAUGAAUGCGGUGGACAGAAUCGACUCUGAUGAGGAGCUCCUGGAUAAUCAGGACCGCAUAAUUGGGGCAUUGCAAAUCGGAGUGAUCGGCUGUCGAAGAUCAGCUUCCUGGAUAUGUUUUGGUGGCGGUAAAAGGCCCCGACGGAAGCGAGCAUGGAAGACUACGAAUAGGAAAGGUUCGUUUGCUAAAGCUCGAAAGCUCGUGGAUCUCAUUGACGAGACGCCACCUGCCAAGGAGGAUAUUUACGGGGCGUUAGAUGCCUUUGUUGCGUGGGAGCUGGAGUUUCCUAUCAUUGCUAUCAAGAAAGCGAUGGCAUUCAUGGCCGAAGAACAAAAAUGGAGACAGAUAAUACAGGUCUCGAAGUGGAUGCUAAGCAAAGGGCAAGGGAAGACUAUGGGCACAUUCACGCUUCUGCUGGAGGCUUUGGAUCACGAGGGGCGUGUAGAGGAAGCUGACGCGCUUUUUGAAAAAUUACUUACUGAACACGAGGAUGCAACUCCGCGCUAUAUGUUCACGGUCGUUAUAGCCAUGUUUGAGCGGCAUAAUAACCCCAGGAGGCUUCUUCAGGUGUUUGCGGAUAUGGAGGAAUUGGAGAUAAAGCCGGACAUGGUUACUGUGGAGCGAGUGGCAAGAACUUACAGAAGUAUAGGAUUGAUGAAGAGGGCAGAAGCUGUCGAGGCCAAGUAUCCGCCUACAAAAUGGGGAUUCAGGUAUAAGAGAGGCAAAGCUUAUAGAGUAAGGGUUACUGCCGAUGAUAAGGUUAUCAAAUCUGACGGUUCCGGUAAAUCCGACGAUUCCGGUAAAACAGAGUCGGGUGCAGAAGAGGGAGAGGAAAGUGAUGUGGAUUCAGAUAGUGACGAUGAGGGGUUUACGUACGAAGACGAGGAUUUUACCAGAGAGACAAUUCUUUCUACUUAAUUCCUACAGUGUUCUUUCAUCGGCAGAGCACUGUCCCGCGAGGGACCGAAAUUCGAUUUAUUCUUAUGCAUUUAUUUUUUUAACACGAGAACUAUUUUAAGGGGUGGUAUCAAGUCCUGGAA
Messenger RNA from Physcomitrium patens, 1854 nucleotides. RefSeq names its product pentatricopeptide repeat-containing protein At4g21190. The record is from RefSeq and is a predicted model, not a curated record. Gene Ontology annotation, molecular function: protein binding. Lineage: Eukaryota; Viridiplantae; Streptophyta; Bryopsida; Funariales; Funariaceae.